Racocetra persica is the source of this 614-nucleotide messenger RNA. NCBI's taxonomy places the organism in Eukaryota, Fungi, Glomeromycota, Glomeromycetes, Diversisporales, Gigasporaceae. The record is from the annotation of a GenBank genome assembly.
AUCCUAUCGCUAGUCAGGUUAUUAGUGAUGAUUCUAAGCUAGUAAAGGAUUUGCCAAAAAAAAUAAGGAUCUUUAUGAAACCGGCUCGUAAUAUGAUACCCAAGUCAUUACUAUCAAUCGUUCGAGAAACAUGUGAAGAAUUUGUGUUGUGUUAUAACGAACAUCAGAUGGAGGAGAUGGAGGUCUUACCAGAAAAAUUGGAAAAUGAUAAAUCUUGGAAAGAGGGAUGUGAAACUCUCGAGAAAAUGACAAAAGGAAUCCUCAGUGUCUUGAAUGAUGCAUGGGAUAAUCCAGCAUUUAGCCCAGAAUUCGUAGAAUCGCAGAAUCUUCCUUUUGGGAAGUCUUCAUAUGUUAGCACCGCAGAGAAACAGAGCAUUGCUAUUGCCGAUCGAAGAGGCGAAGGGCAUUUUGGAAGACGGCCAGAUUGUGCACCGAAUGUAAAAAAAAUAAAUGAUAGCACUAAGUUGUGGAGAGAAACUAGCGACGGAAUUUUUUGGACCCGCAAAAAAUGUUAUCCAGAAAAGGAUAAAUUUGGGAUAAUUGGAAUUCAAGUAGCUGGAUGUGAAUGUACUUAUCAGGGAUUCGGGCGAUAUACACAGAUAUUUUCAUCUUAA